Messenger RNA from Lingula anatina, 2320 nucleotides. Its product is annotated as proline-rich protein PRCC. The record is from RefSeq and is a predicted model, not a curated record. NCBI's taxonomy places the organism in Eukaryota, Metazoa, Brachiopoda, Lingulata, Lingulida, Lingulidae. Gene Ontology annotation, cellular component: nucleus.
AAGAUUCUUUCUGUCAAAGUCGCCCGAUUUUUUCCUCCGCUAGCAGGCCGGCUGACUGACAAUCAGUCGCGCUAUGGAGUCGGUUUACCAACACAAUCAGCUGUUUUCCGCUGGAUGCUGAAUCAGCUAACUCAUGAAUAGAAUGUAUCAAACACUCCUUAUCUUCCACGAAAAAAGAAUUCAACUAGCCCUUGGUCGAUAUACCCGAUCAAUGCAAAGGAACGCUACGCUGAUAAGCUACCCCAAACACCAACUUUCACGAUUAGAGUAACCUAUUUGUGACUGUUCUAAGCAUUUUGUUUCGAGCUCUUCUGCACGAAUAAUGGGUCAAGGUUCUUAGGUCACGGUAUUGAUUUUAGACCAAUCAAAAUGUGGUAUUUUCUGCACACCGCAACGAAAUAGGAUCAACUUCCGUGUGAGAUCAGUGUGAGACUCAGAAAGACGAGUUUAACAAUGUCACUUGUAUCAUAUGGAAACAGCGAUAGCGAGGAAAGCGACAACGAGGAGAUAAUAGAGGCAAAAGAUGAAGCUUUGAAGCAGGAUAAUAAGGCUUUGCAAAGCCGAUUAGAGCCCUCUUUCCUUGCCAGUAGCAACAACAACGGCAGUGUCCCAACGACUAGUUUGUUAGCAGGCUUACCUCCUCCUAAGUCCAGUAGACAGCAAGCCCCAACUGAAUACACAGAAGAAGAUGAAGUGCUACCCAAUUCUAGCAUGAAUCUCCCAGCACCAGUUCUUCACAAAGGAGGCCUGAAUUUACAACAGCCAAAAAAGGCGAAAGAGAGACAGAAAGUCAAAAUUGCCAUACCGAAUCUGACAUCAGUUGACUCAGAUGAGGAAGAUGAACCUGCACCCAAGAAAAUAAAGCCUGCAGCAGGGAAGUGUGGCUUGUUUGCUGUACUACCUGCCCCGAAAAAUGCUGUGACAAAGCAAACAACGCGUCCUUUGGUUCCACACACCCUUACCCAGAAACCUGCACCAAAACCUCCAGUUCCUAAACUUCCAGUCAGUGUGAAGCAGACAAGUGGGGUAGCAAGUAGAAACAAACUAGUAGAUGUUGACAGUGAUGAAGAUGAGGAGGGCAAUGACGUCACUGGUGGAAGCAGCUUUUUCUCAUUUGCUGACAAAGAGAAAGACACAAUUGAAACAAAUAGUACUGUGCCACCAGUGUCUGUUCCAAAGGAAAGGACUACAAGUAGCGUAUUAAAACAAAAAUUACCAGAUGCAGUAGCUAAAGCACUUAGUUCUACAGGAACUACUUUAAAUACAAACAAUGAAACAUCAACCACAGAGGAGCCAUUGAGUGGUCCCAGAUUUGAUUACAAAACUGAAAUGGCUUAUGGAGGAGGCUACACAGGCACUGAGACAGCUUCUGGAGGUUACAUUACUCCUGGGACAUCUGAUGAGCAUGGAGCAAAGGGUAUAGACUAUGGCAGUAAUGAAGCUUACUAUGACUCUCAGGGUGUGGACUAUAAUAAUAGUACAGCAUAUUAUGGGGGUUAUGAGCAGGGAGGUGCUUCAUACUAUCAACAAGAAGAAGUUAACCAACUGAUGCAAGAUCAAGAGUUCCUAAAAAUUCAAGGAAAGAAAAAACGAGGCAAAGAGGAGAUCCAGAUCAUAGAUGCCAAUGCUGAUGAUGUCUUGGACCCUAUGGAGUAUACAAAAACCCUGUCAGCAGAAGUACCUUAUCAGUCUCACAAGAAGAAAGAUGGCUCUAUGCCCACCAGCCAGCAGAGAAAGAAGCACCAGAUCACCUACCUAGCAUUCCAGGCCAAGGAGAGGGAACUGGAGUUGAAGAAUGAAUGGUCACAGAAUAGAAUGACAAAGAAACAGACACAAUCCAAAUAUGGAUUCUAGCAGGAUUUAAUUUUUGUUUUCGUUAUAAACAAAGGUUUGGUUGAGGAGUGGAUCCAGAUGUGGACUCUGGCAACAAUCCUGUUAUUAUGGGUUUUGUCACUGCCAAACUCAAUACAAUUUAAAAGCAGUGAUUCAGUGCAUAUGUUCCAGAAACAAAUUGUGUACUGAAUCAGUUUAAAUGGGAAUUUAAAUUCUGUGAGGCCCAAUGGCGAUGUAUUGUGGCACAUAGAAUGGGUUGCUGAAAUGACAAGAACAACUGAAAAAUAGCUGGUUUGGAUUUGUUAAAGCUGAUACUUACAGCAUAUUCAGCAGAAGGAACGGAGUGAAUGUCACAUGAAGAGUUACCAUUUGUAUAAAUCUAGUGGAAAAUAUUAAAGUAUUUAUUAGAAUGAACCAAUGUUAGAUAGACUAUUAUUAAGUAGCAUGCUAAUCAUAUGUAUUUUGUUAUGUCCUUAACAAAUCAAAC